GAUACGAUUAGCAUCUACCUGCGAGUCACAGUGAAGCAUUGGAUUAAGACAACAUGCAGUUCGAGAGUUGCAAAUUUAUUUUGUUGGCCUUCAGUCUGGCCUUUAUAGUCUACCAGGUGGAGUCUCUGCGACUCUGUGGCAAUGAUCUGCCCGAGGCGUUGGCCAAGAUAUGUGUAGCCGGUUACAACACCAAGAUGAAGCGAACAGUGCCAAGGGAAUACAAUGGUAUCGAUACAAUCGAGAGCAACGACAACGCUUUGGGAUAUUAUGGCGCCUACUCGGAUCUCGACUUCAAUUCACAGCCUCUUCUCCGUGCUCUACUGGGAGAGAGUGCUCAUCAGCUACUGUCAACCCGACGUCGUCGUCUCGGUAUCUCCGAUGAAUGCUGCUUAAAGUCUUGUUCCUGGAAUGAACUUAGCAUGUACUGCAAUAACGAGCCAGUUCAAUGAAUCUCUUAAAAAUCACACCGACUAAUUCAGAGUUUCAUAUAAAUUAGACCCUCGUUUGCUGAUGUGUCUAAGCCUCUAACUGCAUAAAAGUUUUUAAGUCGCAUAUAUGCUUUUUGCAAAAAUUUAUAAAAAAAACUCAACAAAAAAUUUUAGAUAA
Messenger RNA from Drosophila innubila, 606 nucleotides. It is a transcript of the gene Ilp3, whose product is annotated as probable insulin-like peptide 3. The record is from RefSeq and is a predicted model, not a curated record. Gene Ontology annotation, molecular function: hormone activity. The transcript has 2 exons. NCBI's taxonomy places the organism in Eukaryota, Metazoa, Arthropoda, Insecta, Diptera, Drosophilidae. Gene Ontology annotation, cellular component: extracellular region. The coding region runs from base 54 to 449 and encodes 131 amino acids.